Molecule: messenger RNA, 6402 nt
Organism: Pararge aegeria (speckled wood butterfly)
Lineage: Eukaryota; Metazoa; Arthropoda; Insecta; Lepidoptera; Nymphalidae
Exons: 1
Coding region: 189-1592 (467 amino acids)
Source: RefSeq, a predicted model, not a curated record
AUCGCGGCCGCGACCGGCUCGCGCUCAUUCACUUCAGUUCUCAGCCGACUGCCGCGGCGCACACACGCCACGUUUCUACGCGCCCCCGAUGUUAGUUUACGAUUACGACAUCGCGUCGCAACUCGGAGUUUCGCCGUGACAUUGAACAUAACUAUCUCGAAUAUGGGUUAAACAACCCCAUUGUCGAAAUGAGUCCGGGCGAGCGCGCCGCCCUUGGGCGCCGCGAUGCCCCUCGCCCUCAUUAUGCUGCUGCCGCACCGGGAUUCCCGCCACCUUACUACCCCCCAUACGGUGUACCACCACAUCCCAACGCGUGGCUCGGAGCACCUCUCAUAUCGAUGACGGGGCGCACGCCACCACCGCGCGAGAACACUGUAUCCAAGCUUGCCAUGCACGCCCAGGGAGCUCCACUCAUCAUACAGAACCGGCACGAUCGAAGGAAAUAUACUACUGUUCCCGAGCAACGUAAUCAUCGAUCCGCUGUUCCAUCAGAGAAUAAUGCAAGAGACAGAUGUGACCCUGAAAAUACGAGGCAUAGAAAUCAACAUCAACUUCAACAGCAGCAAACACGCCCUUCUCGAAGCGGACGCAACAACAAUACGGAUGCAGUCAGUGUUGCUAGUGAUGAAAGUUCCGGCUCCACAAAUUCUGAAACUAUGUUGCCAAGAAUUAUAAAACCACGAAAGCGACGUAAAAAGGAUAGAAAACCUAAUAACUUAGUGCCACACGAUUUAACAUCAGCUGCGUUAGAUCUUAGCGAUGUUGACCACUGUACAAAUAUGGGGUCGUCAUUGCACGGCAUUUACGAGAAAUCUUAUUCCCGAGAUAUGGCGUUACAGUAUCCUUUAAAUUUAAAAGUGUUGGAUUACCCCGAUCCAGCUCCGGAGGCAUAUAGAGUGGCUGCGUUGGGCGAGGCUUUUGAGGCUACUCGUUUUGGAUUGGCGGAGGCGGUUUCCCCUUCAGAAUCUGCUGUCAGUACCUGUCAGUGUCGAUACUGCGAUCCCGUCGGGCAAAUUUGGGAUGUAAAUUCAAUUGCGCAUUUAUUGGAUGAAAAUUCAAGUGUUGAUUUCGCACCCACGAAGUUAGAGGAUUCCAUGAAAGUUGUGGGGCCCAUGGGUAGGCGUGGAACGGAUACAAUAUUACGUCGCAGUUGGAGUGACCCUUCAGCGAGGAUUCCGGAAAGAAAGACGAAUAAUAAUGAGGCAUUUUCUGCGCCAAAUCUGUAUUCGUUAUUCCCACCACCGAGAAGAACAACUUCUCCAGAGCCGAGAUCGCCCCUGGCUUUGGAGAUAUCAUCUGAGAUUGUUACUUCAAUUAACGGACACCGUGACUUGGAAAUUAAGUUAUUUUCGACCUCGCCCCCGGCCUCGACCUCCGAACGUCGCUCUUUUUUCGAGGAUAAAAGUGAAAGUGCUGUAAACGAUAGAAGUGCGAACUAUGAGCUUAAAUCAAAAAGUGCAGUGAGCAGUGAAAAAGUUUCAAGUGAAAACAAUGUUAAAAAAAGUGUAAAUCUGGGUUCGGGGUGCGUGAAGGCACUCGGGGCUGGCGAGAACUCGCGCAACAUUUGUGAUUUAGCCUUAGUUUCUGCCUAAUUGUCUUCGUUGACCAGUUUAAUUGUCAGAAUAUUUGGAUGCGUAUGAUUUAUCAGUUCAGAGGGGCUUCACGCUCGCCAUUUGAGCUGGACUCAAAUCACCACAGCGAGGCAAACGCGGAGUAUCUCAACGCUACCCGAUAUUAUCGAGAUCUCCGAAUCGGUUUCCUGUAGAUUGUAUAAUUAAUUUAUUUUUAACAAUAGCUUAGGAGAACUUGAUGGAACUUUGUCUGGAGCAUUUAUAAAUUAUGAUUCGCCGUUUUGUCAAAUUGUGUCGUUCAAUACUGGGUGACAUGAUGUUAGGUGUUGGGUUUUUUUUCUUUUCAACAAAAGGGAUUAUUUAUAGUAGUAGUAGGGCAUUUUGCGAACGUUUUGCAGUUGCCUUAACCAUGCGCAAUUAUAGUUUCACACUACUGACACGGUUGUGCGGAUGCGUGCUCGCUAUUGCGGUUUCCCGUGGUUUUCACUGCGCGCCGUUCCGGGUGGCGCCUCGUGCGCACCGGUUCAUGCCAUUAAUGACUUUUUUAUUCCCUCUCGUGGCUCACUUUUACCUUAACCGUUUAGCUCAGCCGACCCGGUGGUCUGAAACUAGUGGCCUUGAAUAGCAGCAAUUAAAUAGUUAACAUCGAGAGAUAAAAAAAUUAAAUGUUUUAUUACGUACCCAAGUUACCUACUUUCACAGAUUUCAUUAGUCUGAUAUAAAUAUAGUUAGAAGCAGUAUUAUCGUAGCGAUAAUAUAUAGUUAGAAGCAGUAUUAUCGUAGCGUCUGAAAUUCGUUAUUCCUAUUAAUUAUCAUUUAACCAUAUCUGAAAAGCUUCUUCUGUAUGAUCACAUCACAGUACUCUCAUUUAUUAUUAUGUAGGGAAAGGUAUCUGGAAUGUACUUCGUUAUUAUUCAUUAAUUAUUCCGAAAGUCAAUCACUGACAAUGAAAUUUCAGUAAUGCGGUAAUCAAUUAAUUAUUUGUGACACAAUCACCGCCUUAUAUCGAUAUUUUAUUGAUAAUUCAUUAAUCAUCGUUGGUAUCUUUUUUAUUUAAUCGCUAGCAAAAAUGUGUUUUAUUAUUGUUUAAACAUUAUCAUCAACCUUAUCACCGUUAAAGUUUUAAGAAUUAACUAUUCCAAAAUAUUCAAUGCAUUCAGUACUUACUCGGAAGUUAUAAACAUUUUAUUUGAAUAUAAGCCUCGUUGUUAUUAAAAGGCGUUAAGAAUCAUGCAUAUAAAAUUAAGAUAUAAGAUUAUUUCGAAAUUUCGUCUCAUUAAAAAAACGUGAUGAUUUUUUCUUCCUAAUAGUAAAUUAAAUUCAGUGAACUCAUAUACAUUGUUAAGUAUUUUAUAUUUCUAUUUAAAAAAGGCGCACUUCAUUUGAAGAAUGAAGAUUAAUGAUAUUUUGUUAUCAGUGUUUGCUCAACGCGCGCAGUUCAUUCACAUCGUUGAUACCGACGACACGGCUUUAACUUUGAUAAUAUUUAUAGGUAAUAGGUAUCAGUCUUGUCAGUUUAGUUUAUUUAGUUAUGCGUUAGAAAAGCAAGCAUUCUACCGUGGAAUUGUUUUUAUGUUGUUUAGACAAGUUCUUUUUUUAUAAUAUUUAAUUGAGAUGAAAAUGUAAGUUGUCUAUGUAGUGUAAUUUAUCUGAAUCGCCAAUUUGAGAUAUAAAAAUAAAUUUCAAAAUUUGCUUUAAAUUUAAAAGAAUAACCAAUAUCUUAUAGUUACGUUAAUAUUUUUAUAUUAUCGUCUUAUAUAGAUAAAUGUUAGGAUAUAGUUUUUAUCCACUGACCGUGAUUUGUCCGCGUGAGAUUUUGUUUUCCCGGAAUAAAAUCCUAUGUUUCAAUCUUGGAAUAUCUAUUAGCAAAUUUUCAUUUAGAUGUUUAUACGUGCUUAUGUCAUCAUAUCCAGAAAUCAACUAAAAAAAGUUUUUUUAACAAACUUUCACAUUUAUGUUUUGGUGAUGUUGAUGAUAAAAACAAGUAAUUUAUUAUAUUGUUAAUGUAUUAAUGUAUGACAUUGGAAUAAGUUAAUUACCCAUGUCUUGGUUUACCAUCACGUACACGCAAUUAAUUGUUUAUUCUCAUUAACAUACGUACCUAUAGAAGUAAAACAUUAAACUGAAACAUUCUAAAUAUUAUUAAGUACAAUUAAACGUCGGCAAAUCAUCUAAAUUAAAAUGCCAUUAAUGAUUAAUUCUAUACGACUUCUGGUAGGGCUUAAAAAAUGAACGGCGAAUCACUAAUUUCCUCUAUACAAGUAUUGCUUUAUUUUUUUUCGUUUUCGUUUCGAGUUAAGGGUCCAACAGUGGGAACACCAGAUAAAGUUCCAUGUAAUGUAGAUAAAUGUGAAUAUAACUAAGUUAUACACACGAAAUCGUUGAGUUUUACACUACUACAGGCUGUUCAGUUAGUGUACCUAUGCAACUUUUUUUUAUUUUUGUCUUGUGUUAGCUUAUUGCGGAGUUUGCGUGGGAAGACGUGAUAAAUCGGUUCUUGUUUUAUUUUUCUCUAAGAUAGGCUCGACGUAGACGAGGAGUUAUUACGGUGUGUUAUUAAACGAGAAAACAAAAUCAAAUUUUCACAGCACAGGUUACCUCUUCCAAUUGAAAUUGUUUGUUUUUUUUUUUAACAAGAGGUAGAAUCGAAAGCUGCAUGAUAGGUAUAACCGCAGCUUUGAUCUUCAUAUGUUAAUUAAUAUAUUACGUAUCCUAAUUAAAAACUUAAGCGAAUAAUAAAUAAUGAAAUAAGUAGUCUUAAAGUAAUUGUUUAAUUUAUCAUAAUAUUAGCCUACACUCAGAAACUCGGAAGAAAUUUCUAAAUAAUGUUUAUUCAUGACUACCUAUAUUCUUGUCUAUAAAAAUAUAUUCAGUAGAACAACUGAAGAUGGCGUGAAUUAAUUUAGUUUUAUAUUUUAAAAAGCUAUCGUAGAACAGUGUUUACGUGUUGAUUUGAAUUCAAAAGAGUGUAUGACGUAACGUAUUUCAUUUAUCGUUUUUAAAUUAAUAUUGGAAGUUAUUUAACUUUGACGACGUUUGAUUUGCGUUAUUGUUUAAGGACGAAAGAAUAUAUUUAUACGAUUCGUAAAGAAUUUAAUCACAAAACCUUUUUUUAUUUGUCACAAUAUUGUUUAUAACAAAGUUGAUAGGAAUGAUAACAUCAUUUCACUUUGCAUUACUAACCACAAAUGAUUUGAUUGGUGUUUUUCAAAUUUAUUUUUACCAAACUUAAGAUGUUGUCUUCUAGAUAUAACUUUCUUAAUACAUUUUAGAUGCAUAUAAUUAAAUAAUUUCCGUUCGUUUUACGUACUACUGUGUGCACUUAUUAGCAGCUAAAGCUGCUUUUUAAAUUUAAUUUUAUAAUUAACUUUUUGACCAUUUUUUUAAAAAGCAAUCUCAGGAUUUUUUUUCCUUUAAUAUUAUAAAAACUAAGUUCUCACGUCUUUAAUGCGUUUAGCGUACAAGCGGUGCCUUGUUGAUUGCAAUAUACUGUACCAAGUUAUUAUCGCUCUUCAAAUAACAAACCGGUCACAUUAAUGAAGUGCCAGGUCCCCUCUCUGAUGUACAAAAAGUAAAAGGGUGAUAGCGAGUUUUAUUACCCUGAUAAGUAAUCACUAGAGUCGAGAGAGUAGAGUAAAAUAUGUGUUAAUGAAUUUCAGUAACCUGGUCUGCAGAAGAGCGUAAGCUUUUUAAGCGUAGUCUCACUACCGUACACAUUUCUCAUAUAAUGUACGCAUAGCAAUCGCAUACGCAAGUGCCAUCUAUGGGCCUACUUGGAUAAUGAUAUUUUUGACUUUUUUUUUACUUAUGUGUAUGUAAUUUUAUUCAUCAAAAUUACAUUUUUAAAUUAAACAAUAAACAGUAAAAUUAAAUACAGAACCCUAAAUAAAUCAGUCUUCACUUUAGAUUCGGUAUUUCAUCUAAAUUAAAACUCACACUGGACCUGGCGUCACUAAUUGAUCGACGCCUAUUUAUGUUGAACGCGAACGUUUGAUGAUAAUCGUUUUAAGUGAAAUCCGCUAUUUUUUUAAAUUUGUCUGCAUCGAGCCUACUGCUUGUCUUAGGAACAAUCAAUGUAAACAGCUGUAAAACUCAACGAUACUGUAAACAAAAAAAUAGGCUAUGUCUUAGAGCUCCCGCAAACAUAUUUACGACCGGCUGAUAGAUUAGUCGGCUGUUUAUUAUAGAUACAAACUAAGAAUAAUAAUUUUACUGAAGGUACGAUAAAAAGGUACGCAAUAGUGAGACUAAUUUUAAAGUUUCAGGUCUCCUAAACUAUCGAUUGACUGAGCUUUGUAUAUGCAAGCGCGCAGUCUCGCCGAUUCGGUGACCUUGAGUUCGCACUGCUCCCGUAUUCAGUAACUUUUCUGUCAAGAUGCCAGCCAUUCGGGUACAUACAGAGUGCAUAAUUUGACAGCGCUAUUUGUAUCACCAUGAAUUCAGCUUGGAGUGAACGGCCGCUAACAGUUAAACAAGAGGAACUGAAAUCGGGCGCUGAUCUACUUAAAAUGUCUAUCGGCUGAGCGGCUGAGUUGAUACCUUUUUAUUACACAAAAAUCAUCGAGGGACGUGAGAGUUACUCGAGCCAAGGGUAGAUGUAGCCAAGAAGUCAAAUCGGCGCAUAAAUGCCCGGGUCAAAGAUCGAUCCGACUACACUAUCGGUCGAUCGUCUUCAAUUUGCGGGAGCCCUUAACUUACUGAGUGAAUGCAUUUUAUACAUAAAAUUAUAUAUAGGUUUAUUCAUUUGUUUUGUGUACGUCGUGACGCACGAGUUACACGCUUGCACACUAUUUUUGUACAAUAAAAAAAAAAACCAUCAUGCCCUGAUAUA